Messenger RNA from Zychaea mexicana, 2109 nucleotides. RefSeq lists its product as uncharacterized. NCBI's taxonomy places the organism in Eukaryota, Fungi, Mucoromycota, Mucoromycetes, Mucorales, Lichtheimiaceae. Gene Ontology annotation, biological process: SCF-dependent proteasomal ubiquitin-dependent protein catabolic process. Gene Ontology annotation, molecular function: protein binding. Bases 1 to 2109 code for a protein of 702 amino acids. The transcript is spliced from 2 exons. The record is from RefSeq and is a predicted model, not a curated record. Gene Ontology annotation, cellular component: SCF ubiquitin ligase complex.
AUGCUUCAGCAGCAGCAGCAACGCCAGACCGACCACGACGCCCAAUCUCGACCUAUUGUCCCAACACCCACGCUAGAAACGUUUGAAACGUUUGAAAAUUUGACGAAAAAGAUUAACGAAGCAAUCGCCACCCAUGAAUAUCUCGAAACGGUCAAGCACGCAUCCGCAGCAAUUGACAAAACGCAAGUAAUUGCCCUCAUCGAUAUUCGUGCAUACGCGUACUCUUUACAGGGUUGUUAUGAAGCAGCAUGCAUUGAUGCACAACGGAUGAUCCAUCUCGCACCGCACUUGGCAGACGGGUACAUGCGUUUGGGUCACAUUCAUACCAUGUACGGAAAGCAGCGCAGCGCCAUUGCAGCCUACAAUGACGGUUUGGAAAACGUGGCAGCAGCCGAUCAGAAACAAGGAAACGAGCAACUACAAGCUGCUAAAAGAGAAGCCGAAACGAUCAGCCAAAAACGUGUCAAUUUCGUUUCAAAGCUUCCAUUGGAGAUUGGGACUCUUAUUAUUUCACUGCUGCCAAAGAAUGCGAUAGCCUCAUGCAUAUCUGUUUCGAGAGCUUGGCGACAACGGGCUUUGGAAUCCGCAGCAUCAUGGAAAAUUCUAUCUGUCGACGAGGAACAUGCAGAUAGGCAACUCGCUAGUGUUGUUGGAUAUACAGCGCAUCAUGUCGAGCACUUGACUCUCAACACAUCAAACACAGCUACACGCUCAAAAUACUUUGAGUGCAUGAGAGACUAUAAAUUCAAAAAGUUACAUUCACUUAUAAUGACAGCUCGGGCUACUGCGAAUCUUCGAUCAUACAGUUUCGCUCUAGCAACCGCACUAUGGCAACUACGACCUACUCUCAAGUAUCUCGACUUCAAAUCUGACAGUAGCACAAGCGCAAUCACUUUGGCAGAAGUGUUGCUAGCAUGCAAUAACGUGACGGAUCUGAUCUUUACAACAAAUUCAUCAAUGUCAACCAUGGGAUGCAAUUUUUCGGAUCUGGAAGAAAACUACGCGCUGUCAAACCUGCAACUCAAGUCAAGAUUGAUCACUGGACAAGACAUCCAAGUUCUGCUCCAACGUUGCAGUCAUUUACGGCGGCUUGUUAUAAAUGGAUGCGAGCCAUCAGUCAUGGAGUCUAUUAUCGCACAUGCACACAACCUUGAAAUAUUGGGUUACGAUUCCGAAUGCACGAUUCCUCAACUAAACGACACUGUUGAUGAUGAAGAGGGCCAUCGGCGACCAUUCAACGGAAUAAAAGGCUUGCGCAUGUUAUACGCGAGUGGCAGCGGAGGCACCUUAAUAGAAGCAUCAAGUAUUUUGCCACUCCUGUACAAGAACAGAUUGACAUUGACAACAGUGCAUGCAUCCAUUAGAGGAUUGCAAACAGGGGAGCUCCACCGUAUGCAGUCGACAUACCGUGAUUUCCAUUUUGGAAGUAUCAAAGAACUGACAUUCACCGCAUUCACUGGCGUGCAACAGUUUAUGAUGGAUGGAAUACGGAUCGCAGCGACUUUGGAGCGUUUGGAAGCCAAGCAUGUGCACAAUGUCAAUAGCAUGGUCAACACCCUCAUGGAGCUACCGUCACUUACGGAAUUUGGUCUUUCCCAUGUUGACACCACAUACGGACGCGCGAGCUUGGAGCGUCUAUUCAAGAGAUAUGCCCAACUCGCUGGUGCACCUUUAAUGGCGUCGUCAUCGUUGUCACCGACGCUGCAAUCCAUCAAAUUGCGGUUUUGCGACGAGAUACACGACGACCUACUUGCUACACUAGCAGAAAUCAAGACGCUGCACAAGGUCGAACUCGCGGGUCUAAGAUUUGUCACCACUGGAGGAUUUAAUGAAUUCAUUAGACGCGUAAGCGAUCGCUUGACACAUAUCACGCUUGGCGAGAUGGAUCUGGUGACGGAUAGUUUCAUUAGCACCACCCUCGGCGGUCUCCCGGCCUUGACAUCCAUCGAAUUAGUCGGCCUAAAGAAUGCAACGAACCAAAGUGUUCAAGCUCUUGUUGACAAAGCUUAUCCCAGGUUGAUUGAGCUGAAAGUCAAAAACUGCCCGUCGAUUACUCAGGAGAGUAUCCAAUAUGCCAAGAAAAAAGCGCGCGUUGUUGUACGUGAGUGA